Messenger RNA from Paramuricea clavata, 4560 nucleotides. The record is from the annotation of a GenBank genome assembly. NCBI's taxonomy places the organism in Eukaryota, Metazoa, Cnidaria, Anthozoa, Malacalcyonacea, Plexauridae.
UUCCACUGCAAAUACCAGAAAAAUAAAUGUGCUUUUAUCGUUAUAUAGGCUGUCAGUACAUGGGUAUAACAGACGCAUUUGAGGGUUUCAUGAACACGAAUUUGCCUACACUGAAUUUCAUGGAAACCGGUUCUAAGAAAAUACGUGGCCGGACAAUAGCUCAGGGUAUAGCGGCUAAUUUAAUAACCUGUGAAAUUAAAAACAAUACAAGUUUCCUCAACAGUCAAGGGGAAUGGGUUGCGCUACCGCUUAAUAUCAGUGAUAUAUUACGUAUUUCUGUGGAAGAUGGUUAUGGCAAAAUCGACCGUUACCUACUUUUAGAUGUAAGAACUACAGUAGUUACCAUCACAAUGUUACUUUCAAUUUUUUGUAAUUUGUUACAUCUGCAUGCAGAUUUUAAUAAUUAUAUUGACAGUGAGUUCAACUAAAUUAGUCUAAAGCACUGUUACCGAUCCCAAAAAUGAUUUUGGUAUUGGUGAUAUUUGGGUCAUUCUUCAGUAGAAGAAAUAUGGUAUAUCCCCAUAGUAAAAAAACUCAUGUUGGUCAACUUUUUUAAUUUUUACCGUUGCGAUAUAAAGAUCCUAAUCUUUUUUUUCUAUAGUGGGAAAAACAUGCAGACGACUUUUAUUUUGGGCUUUUAAUAAAGUUACAUGUUUCUUGUCGCACGAAUGUCGACCAUCCUUAUAGUGGCUGCUUCGUAUUUAAAAGUAAAGGACAUAAAAGUCUUGGUAAGUGAAUAUUCUGCUUUGCGUGAAGAAAUGUUCUUUUAUUGUUACGUUUCAAUUUUACACUGCAGAGAUUCACUUGAACGGAAAAUAUACCUUGUCCUUGAUCUCAAGCCAACCAUAUUUUUUUAUUUUGCUCACAUAAUAAUACUGGAUACCUGGUGAAGUAUAUUGAUCCAAUCCUAGGACUGGAUCAAAAUUAAUUCACCUCACUUUCAGUAGUUUCAAAUCCUACAAUUCGGACUGGACUAGAUUUCAAGUCCUCGCACUCUGAUCCAGUCCUCGGCUUCGCCUCGGACUUGAUCAAAUUGUGCGGACUCGAAAUCUAGUGAAGUCCUCAUAGUCGGAUUUGAAAUAUUACAUCCAAGCGUGCGAUGAUCUCAAUGACAGUGUAUACUGCGCGUUAUGAUACAUUCUGUGCUAGUGAUCCCAUAUUGUCCAGUAUUACUGUAGGACAAUCACAAAACCGUAAUUAAUUAACUGAUUAUACUAUUUAUACCCGAGGGUGUGAAGUUGAUUUCCUAUGUGCCCCCUGUUACGACAUGAACGUUUGCGUUGUUCUUUGGGAUUGAGGGCAAUCUUUUCUAGUGUUUCUACAAGAGAUGGGUGUAUGAUAGGGUCAAAGUGGAAGAAAAAGUCGGGUUCCGAGAAAUUUUAUUUUUUCUAUUUCUGGUCUAAGAACCGUUAGCACCCGUUUACAUUAAGUGAACGAUCCCGAAUUCAUUACGAAACUGAAAUGUUUUAGCACAAGAAAGAAGUAUUUCAUAUCGGUUUUCAGCAGUGUUUGAGAAUUUUAAAUCCGCAGAAAAAAAACAAACAUUUUAUCCGGAAGUGUAUGAAUCCGAGAUAAUUCGACGUGUGAACGGUUAAUGAAUCUGCAACCUUUUAUUAUGACCGUAGAACUACCUAUAAACUGCCGUGAGAAUCAAUCCCAGGUCGCUUUGGUGGAAAGCACUUCCACAAGGCAAGUGUAACAAGACAUCCUAGCCUGGUGUAUAGCAUAGCCACUGAUCAUGCGUCAUAACCAAGGCAAUUGGUUAACCCAAUAAAAUUGAUAUGAAAUUCAUAAGACAAUUCGGUUAUAAAAAAUCUAUCUUUCUUAUCACUUUUCCAGAUUCAUCUUCAUUAAUGACGUCCAGCCUUGCAACGACGAAAAUAUAUUCAAAAACAGAAAAGAGUGGUCCUUCUUUAAAACCUACUGAGCCAGAGGUACUCUCUCUAUUAUCUUAACUUAGGUGUUUUAAAGUGCAUGUGCAGGGCCGUAGCAACCGGGGGGCUGGGGGGCUGGGUAUCAAUUUCCCGUUUGUAAUCUAAAAUGACUGAAAAUUGCAAAUUUUGCAAGGCUAUAUUAUCCGCAUUUUACAACAUUUUGCAACAAAACUUUGGAGUAUUUCUAAUUUUGUGAUGUUCUUUCAAGCUGUGAUGAAAUUUUUGUCUAGAUCAAAAUUUAGUCUAUUACGCAAGUGGUCAAUUUACACUCGAAAUUUCCAUUUUCAAAUCCUUCAACAUUAUCCCUGUAUGUUACAUGUAUUUAUAUACUUAGGGAUUACCUACAGUUGGGUCUGGAACAGAGAUCGCUUCCACGAAGAAGAACGUCGUGAAUAAAAACUACACAUACAAUGUUUCAAUGCCCGUCAUUAUCGGAGUUUCUGCUGGAGUGGGUUUGGUCAUCCUUAUCAUUAUCAUCCUGGCUGCAUGCUUUGUGCGUCAUAGAACCAGGUAUGCAGGUUAAAAUAAUAAGACGUACGAUAGUACCUGUUCGCUAGGAACGGAUUUACCAGUAGUGUGAAAUACUUAACUAGGACUCAACAUGGUGCGAUUUUAGGAACGAUUGGUGCUUUGGUUUUUCGCCAUUUUUAAUCCCAUAGCAAUUGAUAUCUUUUUUAUUUAUAUUUAUUUUCUUUUUCUACAGAAAACAACCGGAAGCAAAGCCAUCUAUUGUUAACACCGAAGCACCACCAAAAGGUAUAACAUCAAACUGGUAGCACACAUCUCGCAUGGGACUGAGACAAUUAAUUAGCCUUUCUCAUGCUGGACUUAUCCGCCAUUUUGGGGACAGUGCCUCUCCCAAUUCUGAAAGAGUACGCACCGUGAAAUUUUUAUAGGUGGUCAUACGAUUGCGGGUACAAUUAGUCAGCGUGGAUUAUAACGUUUUUGCUUAGGUCUGACAAAUGUCCGAUUAACGAGACUGUUGCUCGGACAUUGGCCAAGAAUGAUCAGCCAACUAUUUCAACCAUUUUUACGUGACAGUGCUACAGAUCGACGUACCAUUAUUGAUUGCACAUUUGCAUGCAGAAAACUAGCAACGUCCUCCGCGUCUUCACUUUGUUUGUGUUUCUUUAGGAAGUAAAGGUAUUUUCUAAUAUAUAGCUAGGCCUACGGCUUAUAGAAAUGAAACAUAUUUUUGUAAGUAGUAAGUAUUGUAAACGCCGCCGGCUAUGGACUGUAACUAUGGAGAUUUGGUCACUUGAGAGAGUAUUUGCUAAAAGAGAAGCUCAAUGACAAUGUUUCCUCUGUGUGAUUUUUUCAUCCAAAUAUUUAUUGAUUGCAUGGUAUCGUAGGCAUAGUUAGAUGCUUUUCAAACAGUACUUUUCACAUAAACUACCUUCAAUUUAAAUGAACAGUGUAGUGUAUUUUAUUUGAUCGGACAAAAUGUCCGUGCAGAAUGAAAUUGAUCGGCCAUUUGGUGUUUUUGUUCGGCAAAUAGCGGAUUGCCGACCGUUAUAAUCCACACUGCAAUUAGUCAAUUACAAAAUUGGAUAAUUCUCGAACUCAACACCAUAUUUUCUCGCCAAAGCCCAGCCCUGGCAGACUUUUAACUUUUAACCAAAAUAUGGCACUUUUGUUUGUAUUUUCAUUUAGUUGUUUUUCUUUAAGUUUCUCAAGGGCAAUUUUAUUUGUGCUUAAAUACCUUUCCGCCAUUUUAAUUGUUUUGGCAUUUGGGAAAAUCAUUAACUGUACACCUUUCAACCAAUCAGCAUCCAGUAAUUUUGUCAUGCUAAUAAUAAUACUUACUAUCACUGUAGUCGUGUGUAUAAUAGUAAAUUUAUAGUUACAACUUUGGAAAGUCAUUUUUCACGUUGUUUAGUUUGUUAGGUUUUCUGACAAGGAAAGAUAGCAACCCCAAAAAUUGUGGACAUUGGCCCAUGCGGAUUACGUGGGAUACGAUCCAAAUUCCGGAUGUGAGAGAUCUGUACUACUAUACAACGCCCAAUACGACCGGAAUUGAAUGGAUUUUAUAUUUCUUUUAUAGUUCGUUUCACAGCCCAGACAAGAUUCAGUUUAAUCCAAGAAGCUGCGCCAAUCGACUCAGACGAGGAAGAUUACACGAGCUUGAAGGAAAACAGAGAAAGUUACGAUCCUUAUUGUUCGCUGCAGAAAGAUGAUGUUGAUUUGGUAAGGAAAAUGUAGAAAUAAUCUAAAUAGUUUUAUCAACUUUGCUUUCUGUCGGUUUAUAAGUUCUGAAAUGUUCUCCCAAAGUUCGCAAGGUUUGUCCACUCUUGGUUCACUACGCAAGGCAAACACACACAAAAGAACUAGAAAAGUUCGAAAGCAAUUCAGAUUUAUUCAGAUGUAUUCUUGAGCCCCCUCAAUCCUAUAACCUCAUGAAGUAGAAAACCUAACUGACUAAACUAACUUUAUUUAUACACGGUAUAGAAGCGCCAUACAAAUUAGCUGCUAAUAGUUUUAGUAUAGUUAUGCAGAGAUAACUAUAUAAGUUAUAUAGCAGUUCCUUAUAACACAGUUCUCUGUACAAUAAUUUUUCAUUGUUUUUUUUUUUCAGAAUGUAAUAGACACUGUUCUAAAAGACGCGGUCUCGAUGGGUAAGGAAUAA